This is a messenger RNA of Pistacia vera, 629 nucleotides long. RefSeq names its product 18.5 kDa class I heat shock protein-like. The record is from RefSeq and is a predicted model, not a curated record. Bases 73 to 534 code for a protein of 153 amino acids. Lineage: Eukaryota; Viridiplantae; Streptophyta; Magnoliopsida; Sapindales; Anacardiaceae. Gene Ontology annotation, biological process: protein folding; protein complex oligomerization; response to salt stress. The transcript has a single exon.
UUACAACGCUCUCGAGUCGCAGCGUUUAAUUCAAACAAACAACUUUCAGCUCUAAAACUUUCGUUAGAGAAGAUGGCAUUGAUCCCAAGCUUCUUCGGCAGCUCUCGAAACAACAUCUUUGAUCCAUCUUGGGACCCGUUUAAGGACUUUACUUUCCCUUCAUUUUCCGCUCAUUUCCCUCAACAAAUCUCCUCUGCUUUGGUUGACACACGUGUGGACUGGAAGGAGACCCCAGAGGCCCACGUGUUCAAGGUCGAUCUUCCAGGGCUUAAGAAGGAGGAAGUGAAGGUGGAGAUUGAAGAUGACAGGGUGCUUCAAAUAAGUGGAGAGAGGAACAUAGAGAAGGAUGACAAGAACGACACUUGGCAUCGUCUAGAACGUAGCAGUGGCAAGUUCUCUAGGAGGUUCAGGUUGCCAGAGAAUGUGAAGAUGGAUCAGAUUAAGGCUUCUAUGGAGAAUGGAGUGCUCACUGUGACUGUUCCUAAAGUGGAGGUUAAGAAACCUGAUGUCAAGGCCAUUGAAAUUUCAGGUUAAAUUAUUGAUGGUCGUCUUGAUCAACUUCAAAAUGUCGUUUUUGUUUGUAUAAAACUUCCUUAUCUGGUUUGUGUUUAUGACAUUUAGAGACUUGG